Syngnathoides biaculeatus (alligator pipefish) is the source of this 1713-nucleotide messenger RNA. Its product is annotated as SH2 domain-containing protein 7-like. The coding region runs from base 380 to 1576 and encodes 398 amino acids. The record is from RefSeq and is a predicted model, not a curated record. Lineage: Eukaryota; Metazoa; Chordata; Actinopteri; Syngnathiformes; Syngnathidae. Gene Ontology annotation, cellular component: cytoplasm. The transcript is spliced from 9 exons.
GAGCGGAGCCAGCCGCUGAGUGGUGCUGUUUGCCACAGUUACCUUAGCUAAAAAAGUCAAAAGUGUCAAUGUAUUCAACCAUUUUGGAUAUUAUUAAUGAACUUCAAUUCCUAAAGAUGUCCCCAAACAUGAUGGCAUGUGACAAAAACACAAGGGAACAUAAUCUUACUUUGUUUUUCCCGCGGAUGAGGACUGGCAGCGUGGUUUGACACUUUGACUUUGUCUGUCUGUGAUGCAAAUGAGGGAUGUUCUGCAACAUCGUCUGCGCACGGGUGGAAAAAAUGUAUUAGUGCAAAAGUCACCCUCCCAUCGGUGCACCAUCACAUCAUUUGAAGUUUUACAGGCUGUAUUGCACUGAACAUGAGAGAGUCUUGUUGAGAUGACAUCGGAUUCAAAACACUCACAUCUAAUAUCAGGGAAAGGAAAUGGAGGAAAGAGAUCCAGUGCAAGCAGUUGCUGCCGUUUUUCAUGGUUGAAGUCCCUGACAACCUGCUGGAGGUUUGGCUACAAGAACAGCGAACGUGCAUCGCAAUCACUCUGCCAUCGGAAACUCAUUGAACUGCCUUCAAAAUGGUUCCUCGAGACUCAAGUGUCGCACGUUGUUCAAGAUGGCAGCUUUCCCACUUGGUUCGCGGGUGUCCUCUCAAGAGAGGAUGCAGAAGAAAUUCUCAAAGAAAAGGAAUUGGGUUGUUUCCUCAUCCGUCUGAGUGAUAAAGCCACUGGAUACAUACUCUCUUAUACAGGCCGCGAUCGAUGUCGACACUUUCUGAUAAACCAAAGCGACACGGGACACUUUGUCGUCUGUGGAGCCACCAAGGGACAUGAUACAGUCUCCAAUCUAAUCCAGCACUACAGAACAAACCUCAUCAUGCCAUAUGAGGAGUAUCUCACAUCCCCGUGCUUCGAAGCGCCUGCUGACAGGACAUAUGAUGUGAUCCAGCAUAUGUCGCCUGCUGAAACCAGGACGACAGUGGACAGAAACUCUGAACAGCUACCGUCGCUCAAGAGCAAAACAAUGCUUGAGGAGGCGCCACCCUUGGCAAGAAGAGGCAGACACCAUGAAACAGGUCUACCCGGUGACCCAAACAGGAUGCUGUAUGCUCAGCUGAGAAAGAAACCGACCAAGAACCUUCGUUCAAGCCAACAACACAUACUUAAGGACUGUUCACCCGGACCUGCCACAAGUAGUGUUGCAGGAUGCGACACACCAGAUCAGACCGCCGCAAAGUGCCGUCCUCUGUCUGCACCGGAGUACUCUCUGUUCGACUCGGUGGCUCUCACUUCUGGACCAGGCUUCUCUCCAAAAACCACAAAGGAACCUGGACCAGACAAGAUAGUUCCAUGCAGAAGAGUCCAAAACAGAUACAGCUCUGACGACCUGAAUGACGAGACCAUCUAUUUCCUGGCUGGCAAGCCUGGGAGCCCACACAGUGCAUGCAUAGACACCACAUCAUACACACCGCAUUAUCAUAGUGCGAAGAUACACACUGAAGCGUUCAGAGACUCUCUUCCUGAUGACGACAUCUACGAGAUCAUCCCUAGCAUUGAACACACAAACCUAUUUCCACACUUAUGAAUGAGUGGAGGAUAUCAAUCAUGUGCUUUUAUGCGGUCCAAUAUGAAAUAGUGUAAAUGGUAACAUCUGCACUGUUCAGUUAUUAAUGAAAUGGUUGAUGAUCAACAUUUUCUGAUCAUGGCAAUAACGGCCAAAAC